Messenger RNA from Bolinopsis microptera, 873 nucleotides. Its product is annotated as omega-amidase NIT2-like. Gene Ontology annotation, molecular function: omega-amidase activity. The transcript has a single exon. The record is from RefSeq and is a predicted model, not a curated record. Gene Ontology annotation, cellular component: mitochondrion. Lineage: Eukaryota; Metazoa; Ctenophora; Tentaculata; Lobata; Bolinopsidae. The coding region runs from base 14 to 841 and encodes 275 amino acids. Gene Ontology annotation, biological process: L-glutamine metabolic process; oxaloacetate metabolic process.
UCAGGAAGGAACUAUGAUACGAUUUGCUGGAAUACAAAUGUUAGUUGGUGCUGAUAAACUUUCCAACUUAAACAAAGCAUCUGAACUUGUUUCAAAGGCUGUGAAAGCUGGAGCUAAGCUUGUUUCACUACCAGAAUGCUUCAAUUGUCCGUAUGGAAACCAGUACUUUGCUGAAUAUGCUGAAAAGAUACCUGAUGGACAGUCUUACAACCAUUUGAAAAUGCUUGCACUUGAGCAUAAAAUACAUUUAAUUGGUGGUACUAUACCAGAAGAAUGUGAUGGAAACUUAUAUAAUACGAGUUUAGUUUUUAGCCCCAAUGGAGAAUUAAUAGCAAAGCACCGUAAAGUUCACUUGUUUGACAUAGACAUACCCGGGAAAAUUAAGUUCAAAGAAUCAGAUACUCUAUGUCCAGGUAGUAGCAUCACCACAUUCAAUGUUAAUGAGUUUACAGUGGGACUGGGCAUCUGUUAUGAUAUACGGUUCCCUGAACAGGCACACAUCAUGAGGGAUCAAGGGGCUCAUAUCAUGAUUUAUCCAGGGGCAUUCAACAUGACCACUGGACCUGUUUACUUCGAGCUUCUGAACCGAGCUAGGGCUGUUGACAACCAAGUUUACUGCUCUAGUAUUGCUCCUGCAACUGACAACACAGCAACUUACACAAGUUGGGGACAUUCUUUGAUCUGUGCGCCUACUGGUGUGGUAGUAGACAGUGCUUUACAUGAUGAGCAGAUUGUGUAUUGUGAUAUGAGUAUGAGCGAGAUACAGGAUAUUCGAGAGGGAAUACCUACAUCGAAACAAAAAAGGAGUGAUAUUUAUAAAUUGGUUCAUGUGCAAAAAUAAGUUUUACUGCAAGAAAAUUGAAUUAAAUUGAA